This is a messenger RNA of Fukomys damarensis (Damara mole-rat), 1893 nucleotides long. It is a transcript of the gene Malsu1, whose product is annotated as mitochondrial assembly of ribosomal large subunit 1. NCBI's taxonomy places the organism in Eukaryota, Metazoa, Chordata, Mammalia, Rodentia, Bathyergidae. Gene Ontology annotation, molecular function: ribosomal large subunit binding. The transcript has 4 exons. Gene Ontology annotation, biological process: negative regulation of translation; negative regulation of ribosome biogenesis. Gene Ontology annotation, cellular component: mitochondrion. The record is from RefSeq and is a predicted model, not a curated record. The coding region runs from base 155 to 493 and encodes 112 amino acids.
UGCGAAGCUGGGAGCCAUCCCUUCGCGGGGGGCUCUGGUUCCUCCGUAGGUUUCCAUUGCGGCUCGCAAAACUACAGACCCAAAGCUGGAACUGACUUCAGAGAUUGCCCCCCACAGCCUUCCCGUUUCCCAGUGGAGAAACUGAGGCCUCGCGAUGAGCGGUUGUCUUCACAAACCCAGCCACCCAGAUCAUACUGGUCCCAAGUUUGACAUCGAUUUGCUGGUUUCUCUUCUGAGGCAAGAAAAUGCAAGAGACAUUUGUGUGAUCAAGGUUCCUCCAGAAAUGAGAUACACUGAUUACUUUGUGAUUGGCAGUGGGACUUCCACCCGGCACUUACAUGCCAUGGCCUACUACAUUGUGAAAAUGUACAAAUACCUGAAAUGUAAAAGUGAGCCUCAUGUUAGGAUUGAAGGGAAGGACACUGAUGACUGGCUCUGUGUGGAUUUUGGGUAUCUGGAAAAUGAAGCUGCAUUUGGGGCACAUUAUAGAUGAGGAAUGAUCAUAUAUGGUGAGUACAAAACCCAAUUACAGAAUUAUUUCUUAGCUAGUACCAGAUACUCCAAAUCAUCAGUGCUAAAGUGAAAGGAAAACAUGAUUUGCCACACUAAAAGAAUAGAAGUGAAAUAUGGCAGAAAUAUACCAGCAGAUAUAAAUGCAGCACCUACCUGUAUUUUAAAAAACAAGUAUUAGAAAAAUCAAAUUUUGCAGAAGAGCUCUGGCCUUAAUUAAGCACAUCUCACAGUGCAAUCCAACCAGAAAGCCAGCCCAUGAUUUUUCAGCAAUUUAAAUUCAUUGUAUGAAAAAAUUAUGUUAGGUGAAAUCAUUGACAAAAAGGGCACUUUUUGGAUAAACUACAAAAUAAACUGGUUUUCUGUGAAUAUUUAGGAAAAGUUUUCAAAAUGUCUAAUUGAUAUGCUGAUCUUCAGAAAAACUUAGUCUGUAGAAAUUCAUCUUGAAAUACAAAUGAGGCAGUGUGUUUUAAAGGGUUACAUAAUGCCCUUCAGAUCAGUGUAGUUAGAUGACGGUGAUCAUCUUAUGAAGGAAAGCAACACAAAAACAGUUCGGAGAGCAGCAUGGCUUCCAAGACCACCCACACAAUUGUACAUCCUGGGCUUUGCCAUCAAGUUAAGGAACGGGUAAAUGAGUUCAGUUUCAAAGGUCAGGUGUUUUCAGUCAUUCAAAUUGCAUUCUCAAAACAUUUUUGAGUUCUCUACCUUUGACUUAUCUUCAAAUAAUUGGGCACAGGGUAUACAGAAAUCCUGCUACAUUCUAUGUGAUAUUUUAAGUGGACUUAAAAAAAUCAUCCAUUGCAUGACAGUGCCAGCCGGGUACAAAGAAAUGUAGCCUUUUGUUAAUUUAAACACUGUCACUAAAUAAAAUCAGUUCUUUUAGAGUUUGCUCAUAGACCAAUUAGUCUGAAGGUUACUAAAACUAAGCAACCUGUAGGACAAGCUAAAGCUUGCUUUUUGCCCGUUGGAAGUCCUACCUCAAUACACUUUCUUCAGGUAGAUAAUCAAAGCACGAAACAUUUAUGCAUUCAGUCAUACAGCUAAACAGAAAACCUGAAGUCUGCUAAAGCCGUUUAACUAGGUGUUCCAAAACCUCCUGCCACCACCACUUUGCUCUGUAAGUACCACCAAAAACAUUCCAACUAUAAACACAGGAAUAACUGGCAUUGCUGCUCUCCAAAUAUAGGCACUGCUCUGUAUCUUUGAACAUUUACUGGGUUUUCAAUAACUGUGUCAGAAGCCUCAAAAAACCUGAAAUUUUCCAGCUUUACUGUCACCAGCCAGAAGUAAAAUUCCUUUUUCACUUAUUUGCCUGUUAGCUGACAGCUGUUAAAUUUUACAUUUUUAAAAAAACUGUUGGACUUUUAUCUUUAUAAAGUAUAU